Molecule: messenger RNA, 2162 nt
Organism: Contarinia nasturtii (swede midge)
Lineage: Eukaryota; Metazoa; Arthropoda; Insecta; Diptera; Cecidomyiidae
Exons: 3
Coding region: 334-1452 (372 amino acids)
Source: RefSeq, a predicted model, not a curated record
CAGACCAAAUAUAUUUUUUAAUGCACUUCAUCGUCUGUUUAUGUUUUCAUUUUUGAUUUCGCAAUUGAAUUUUUUCUAACAUUUCGAAUUUCGGCACAUUUAUAAUUUAAGGUGAGAAAGCAAAUGUGUUGGUGCGUUUUGAUGGUCAUAGACUACAGAAACGUGUAAAUAAAAAUAUAUACCUAGAGAAAAUAGAGAAAACAUAUACGAAGUUGACAUGAGCAUGUUAAAAACAAAAAUUUGUUGAAUCAGAAAAUAAAUCGGUGAUUUGUGUACACGCCAACGGAAUACGAAGAAUUAACAAUUGAAAAAUCAGCAUUGAACACAGUCAAAAUGUCGUCUGACGUCGAUGAUGAUCAAGUUCUUCCGGAUUCAUUACAAAAACUGGAAAUUGUUCCCGAUUAUUCUCAUUCACAGUCAGCCUGCAAAGCAAACAACGAACACAACAAUCAGAAUCCCUUCUUUUCGCAAUUGUCUACAGCAAACGAUAUUGACGAACGGAUAACCAAAGAUCUAUUUGGGCCAACAUGUAGCAAUUGUAAAAGCAUAGAUAGUAGUAAAUCGUGUGGUAACAAGAGUUGGCGACAUCGUGGCAGUAAUGUAAGUCAGUGUAUCGAGCAUAAUAUAAACAAGCAGAUUCAUUUCAAACAUCGUGAUAAGGAGAAAUCACAAGUUUUAUCCGAGAAAAAAUUAACGAUUCUACGUGAACCGAUUCUAAAAUCGAUUGGCCGUUCUAUAUAUCACAAUGGUACUCAGAGUAAAUCGUGUUGCGACUCAAAACCGGCCACUGAACAAAAACAAUCGAAAACCAAUGUAAUGGAAAAUGUACGAAAUACAUUGUGGUUCGGUCCAAAAUCAUGUGAUCAAGGUGCAAAUGUGGAGCUCAAAGCAAAUUGUGCUAUUACCAAAUCAAAUCGAACUGAAUUAAGCACAACUAAAUUGGAUGAAUGUCAGCAGGUGUCUGACACAACCGAUACAAACAAUGUGAUGAUGCAUAGAAUACAGAAUUGGCAAUUGAAUGAUAAUUCAAACGUCAUUGAUUUUAAGUCAUUGGUCAACGAAUGCGAUAAUUUGUCGUUGUCCACACCGGAACCAGCCAUCAAUUCAAUUAUCGAACUGCACAAAACAAAAAACUUUCAAGUACUGCAAGCAAAUCAGAUUGAAAAUGAUGCAGCCACUGCAGCCGCCUCGGUUGUUGCUUCAUUAACGAAUGAAACAACAAACGACAGCACAAAUUCAUCGAACAAUCGAAUGAUUGUCGGCGCUGGCAUUAGUGCAAUGAACAACAGUAUGAGCAGCAACAGCAGUAAUUCAUCGUCGUGUUCGCAACAAGCGCGAAUGAACUCAAGUAACUGUGAUGUCACAAUUGACGAAUUGGCGAGCUACAUCGAAUUUCAAUUGCAUCUCCCCAAGCCCAUGUCCACAAAUGUUUACGAAGCAAUGUUUUCAUAGCCACAUUUCGCAAAUGUCAAAUUUUUAAUUUUUAAUUGGCCUAGAGGCAUAUUUAUGUAACUAAAUGUGUAUAUGUGUGUAUAUGGUGUAACUCAAUUCAUUUAUACACGACACUUUUCCUGAUGUGAAUUCAAUUAAUUCAGAAAAGUCGGAAAACAUAGUUUUCCAAUCAUUCAAUUACGCAUUUCGUUCAUUACAUUAAUUUACCUAUUAUUAUUAUCAGAUUGCAUUCUGAUGAUAUCGUAUGAUUUUUAUCCUCAUUCGCGACAACAACUCAAGUUCUAUGCAAAAUAAAACAAACACGUCAUUUUAGGUGCAUCUGAAAAAUUGUGUGUAUGCACUUGCAAAAAUUAGUUUGAAUUGAGUGAAUCAUUGACAUUAAUUUGAUUUGAUUGGUUUAAAUUUUAUUUUCCCAUCAUUAUUAUAAUUAUUACUUUUGUUCUUCUUCUUCUCAUUUGAGAUCAGAAAAGAGGCAUAACAUGGAAUUUUGGAUUUUUUUAUACGCAGCCAAUAUUUACAUAUUUAAAAUAAUGAGAGUAAAAAAUUACACGGAUUUAGAUAUGAAAUUCAUAAUUUAUAGAUAAAUUUGCUCAAUACUGGGCCCGAUAUUUAAUAAGAAAAAUACAACAAAAUACAAAUCAAAGAAACGUUUGUUAAAAUUCGUAUUUAUCAGAAGAAUAAAUUAGCAAAUAAACACAUAUUACGUGAAC